CCACCUCCCACUAUAAUUCGCAACCCAUUUAAAAUUACCCUUUUCACUAUCAGUUCAUCACUCUAUAUCACACACUCGGACACUCACACUCUCUCUCUUCUCUAUCGGAUCAUUAUUGUUAUGGAGGUGGCUGCUGUACCUGGAACAUCACCAUCUCUUCCGUUGAAAACCCGAAUCACACUCGCUGUCAUCUCCACCGUCACCGACGUCUCUCGCCGAUCCGACGGCACCAUCAACCGCAGUCUUCUCCGCUUCCUCGAUAUCAGAGCUCCACCGAAUUCGAAACCCAUCAAAGGCGUCAAGACCUCCGAUGUCACCGUCGACUCCUCCCGCAAUCUCUGGUUCCGCGUCUUCGUUCCCACCCAACCACCACCGUCCGGCGACCCCCUCCCCGUCAUAGUCUUCUUCCAUGGCGGCGGUUUCACCUACCUUAGCCCCGACGCCAAGGCCUACGACGCCGUCUGCCGCCGCUUUGCCAGCAAGAUCCCCGCCGUUGUCGUCUCCGUCAACUACCGCCUCGCCCCCGAACACCGAUACCCGUCCCAAUACGACGACGGAUUCGACGUCCUCAAAUUCCUCGACGAUAACGAAAAGAAAUCCGAGGCCGCCUUGCCGGGAAAUGCAGACAUUUCUCGGUGCUUCCUCGCCGGAGAUAGUGCCGGCGGAAAUAUUGCCCAUCACGUCGCCAAAAGAGCCUGCGAGUCCAAAUUCCGGAAAUUGAAGGUGAUUGGGUUGACGGCGAUACAACCCUUUUUCGGAGGAGAGGAGAGGACGGAAUCAGAGAGAGUGAUCGGAUCAUCGGGUUAUUUGGUGUCGCCGGAGCGGACAGACUGGCUGUGGAAGGUGUUUUUACAGGCGGGAGAGGGGGACAGAGAUCACGAGGCGAUCAACGUGAGCGGGCCGAGGGCGGCGGACAUAUCGGUGCUGACGGAGUUUCCGGCGACGGCGGUGGUGGUGGGAGGGUUCGAUGCGUUGAAGGACUGGCAGAGAAAGUACUACCACUGGCUCAAGGCCUCAGGAAAAGAGGCACAUCUGUGGGAGUACCCUAACAUGAUUCAUGCAUUCUAUAUCUUCCCUGAAUUGCCUGAAUCUGACCAACUUAUUUCUCAGGUCAGAGACUUUGUUCACAACAAGUGCUCCUCCAUGGUUGACCCUAGCUAGAUCAUAGGCACAUCUGCUUUUGUUUUUUUGUUUUUUUUUUCUGUUUUUGUUUUGUUUUUAUCUAUUAAGUAUUAUACUAGUGCUUAAAUUUUGUAUGAUUAAAUAUUCUAUUGUUCUCUUUGUUUUUUUAAAAAAAAAAUUCAAAAGUUCAAGA
This is a messenger RNA of Cornus florida, 1315 nucleotides long. Its product is annotated as probable carboxylesterase 18. NCBI's taxonomy places the organism in Eukaryota, Viridiplantae, Streptophyta, Magnoliopsida, Cornales, Cornaceae. Gene Ontology annotation, molecular function: hydrolase activity. The record is from RefSeq and is a predicted model, not a curated record. The transcript is spliced from 2 exons. Bases 121 to 1161 code for a protein of 346 amino acids.